Molecule: messenger RNA, 363 nt
Organism: Scylla paramamosain (green mud crab)
Lineage: Eukaryota; Metazoa; Arthropoda; Malacostraca; Decapoda; Portunidae
Exons: 2
Coding region: 1-363 (120 amino acids)
Source: RefSeq, a predicted model, not a curated record
AUGGCCACACCAUCCUACCAGUCCAUGGUGCAGCACAUCAGCCUGUCAGUCCAUGGUGCAGCACACCAACCUGUCAGUCCAUGGUGCAGCACACCAGCCUGUCAGUCCAUGGUGCAGCACACCAGCCUGUUAGUCCAUGGUGCAGCACACCAGCCUGUUAGUCCAGGGUGCAGCACACCAGCCUGUCAGUCCAUGGUGCAGCACACCAGCCUGUCAGUCCAUGGUGCAGCACACCAGCCUGUCAGUCCAGAGUGCAGCACACCAGCCUGUCAGUCCAAGGUGCAGCACACCAGCCUGUUAGUCCAGGGUGCAGCACACCAGCCUGUUGCAGCCACAGCAGCAGCAGCAGUGCCAGUCAUGUGA